This is a messenger RNA of Penaeus vannamei (Pacific white shrimp), 6200 nucleotides long. NCBI's taxonomy places the organism in Eukaryota, Metazoa, Arthropoda, Malacostraca, Decapoda, Penaeidae. The record is from RefSeq and is a predicted model, not a curated record.
UGUGUGUGUGAGCGUGUGUGUAUCCUACAAUAAACGCACAGGAACAGAACAUAGUCUACUAUCUUUUUCGGGAAAUUCAAUGCACCGCAGGUAGUGAUCCUGAACGCUGCUCAUACAGACUGCUCUUCUCUUGGCGUGAUUUUUAAGUAUUAACAGCAUAUCGAAGAUCAUAUUGAAUGAACAUUUUGUUUAUGCUUUCCUCUCCUAUUUCCAGAGUGCGCGACGUGCAGGCGUCGACGUCGCCGAAGCCGUAGCCAAUGGUCGAUCCUCGCCCCGCCUGAAAGCCCGACCGCCGCCAUGGUGAAGUACGAGGAGGAAACCUACAGCUUCCGCCUUUCGCAGAUAGAUGACUCGAUCUACUCCGACACGGGCACCGUGUCCUCGACCUACAAGCAGCGCAUCGACUCCCUGUUCCGUGACAAGCGGCGCCCGCCCAAGGCCGUGCCCGUCAGCGGCCCCGCCAACCCCGUGCAGGAGGAGCUGGAGCGCAUGUUCGGCGGGCGGGACCAGCGCCAGAGGGCCUUCAUGGACGUGCGUGCCACCGUGCAGGCGCAGAUCGAGAGGCUCUUCGCCGACGCCACGAGCGAGCCAAGCAGCGUGAGCACGAGCGGCCGUGCCAUGGCCCCCCGCCCCCCUGCCCCCCGCGCCCCCGAGCCCCGCCCCCCCGCCGCCGCUCGCGUUCCAGCUCGCCCCGCCGAGGCUCCCCCCCCGCCCGCCGUCCCCUCCCAGUACCGCGUGGAUUACCUGGGAGCUCUCCAGCUUUCGGAAAAGGCCACGAGCCUGGAUGUGCUCCAAAUACCGCUUAAGGAUUUGUAUUAUAAGUACAGACAGAGUAUUGCUCGCGGAAAACUUCCUGUGCCCGGAACUCUGCAGAUAACCGAAGGUGGACUGAAAGUGACUCACGGAAAUUCGGACUCGUCGGACAACUACUUCGAGUUCACGAAUCCCUUCCCGACCAUCGCCGUGUGGGCGGCGGUCAAGCUCGUCAUACGCAAGGAGCUGAUCGACCAUGGCCAGGUGGGUUACACGUACGCUUUCCUGCCCCUCAUCUGCGACCCCGAGGCCCAAGACAAAUACAAUCUGUACCACCCGCUCAAUGUGUCCGACCCGUCCGUCAUGGCCGUGGCACACCAGCACCCGCCCAUGUUCGCCUGCGUCAUGAGGAAGGCCGGCGUCCCGAAGGUGCUCGAGUGCCAUGGCUUUGUGUGCGAGUCCGCCGAGGACGCCAUCGUGAUCGCGGCGAACCUGUACCAGGCGCUGCUGGAGAACAUGCGCAGCGAGGCGCCCAGCGAGGCCUCCAGCGACCCUCGGGACGAUGACAGGCACGUCAUGAGUGACAGCGAGAUGGUGCCCGUGCGACCGCCCAGGAAGAAGCGCACGCACAGAAGUGACUCGCCAGGGUUCGGCAGCGGCCUCCGUCGGGCGAACAGCGAGGACAUUCUGCAGACGCACAUCGUCCUCGACGAAACGCGCGCCAGCAGGCGCCUCAAGCGCUCCGUCAGCGACCGACAGCCAGGUGGGUUCUUGAUUGACCCGGGCGAUGUGUACACGAGGGUCGCCUUGCCGCGCUCCAAGUCCUUCAUGAACGUCACAAACAAAUAUAACUUCCAGGACCUCCUGGACGACGUCAAGCAGAAGACAGGGCUGAACAGCGUCGACGAAGUGCUCAAGCAAGUCAUCAAUCCGAAGGGCAUGUCCUUCAGCGAGAUGGACCCUGACCAUCGGGAGAUCCUCCUCAAGCUUGCCUUAACGCUGUCCAAAGACGAGAUUUACCAGCGGUCCAAGAACAUCAUGAAGAAGCAGAGAGGCCGAAGCGCGUCCCUCAUGAGCCUCAUGGACUCGGACAGCGACGGCUCCACGAUAUCGUCCGUCCUGAAGGCCACGAAGCGGUCCUUCUCUCGCCUCGGCUCGCGCGCCUCCAGCCUUCAGUCUUCUUACCUGAAGGACAAGUCGCCGCUGCGGAAGUUCGUCAACAAUAAGAGCCGCUACUCCUUCGAGAGGAGCGGGCGAGACAACGGCUCGGCGAAGCGCCCUGAGAACAAGGAGAACGAGCUCACGCACCUGCUGGAGGGAGGAGCCCGGAAGGUGGCGCCCAAGACCCCGAUGCCAAAGCGCAACCCGUCGCGCCAGAACGAGGGCUACGUGUCGUGCAGCGAGUGCGGGUAUGACAGCGAGUGCUCCAGCAAGUGCUACUGCUCCCUGCCGCGGCGCCCUCCGUCCGCGAAGCCCGCAGGGGACCACGUCCACAAGGGCCACGACUCGCCUUGUGACUGUGAUACGGAGAGUUGUGCUGAGAGUGAAAAGUGUUACUGCUCCUUGAAACGCGUGAAAAAGAACGGCCUCAAGAUGUACGAGAUCAACCUCGACUCGGAAACAGACACGAACACGGACGCGACGGGACACACCGCCGCCUCCUACAAGAAGGGCUUCGGCUCGCACUCCAACCUGAGCGAGCUGGAGUCGCACGCGACGUCGUGGAAGCGCAACACGGGAGGCUCCUCCAGCAGCGCCGCCAGGCAUAAAAGCUCGUCCUCGUACCUGACGGAGCACAGCAAGAGCCGCUCUGCGGGGACCGUUUUCUCCAUGCACCCCGAGGUCAUGAGGAAGAAGAGCCUGUCGUCCAAUCUGUCUUCGGACUCGGAAAUGUCGGUCGUGCACCGGUCGUCGGGCGGCUCCGGCUACCACAGCCAGAACAGCGGCGACCGGCGCCUCCCGCUCCAGCAGAGGACGCAGAGCACGGAGUCGCUGCUCAUAACGCCCCGCCUGCGCCGCCACCCGUCCGGCUCCCUGGGCUCCGGGGGCUCCCGCGGCUCCGGCGGCUCGUCCCAGGGCAGCGGCAGCGCCGCCGGGUCACAGCGCUCGCGCGGCUCUGCGAGCUCGCAGCAGAAGAUCCUGCUGGUGUCGGCCGUGGAUCCCUCCGGCAAGGUGGUGUACCGCGGGGCGUCGCAGCGGCAGCAGCGCGAGGGCAGCGACACGGCCUCGAUCCUCUCCAUGAAGAAGACGGCCGAGAUCGCCGCCCUCUUCUCCGAGCUCAAGCUGAACCAAACCACGGACCUCAUCGACCACCUGAACCAGUCGGCGUCGGAGUCCGAGGACGACGCCUACUCCUCCAUGCAGGCCAACAACUCCUUCCUCUUUUCCGACAACAUUGAAAACUCUCUCGGAUACCUGCCGUGAGCGCCAAACAGCGCGUGAAUGUGUGUGUAUUUGCGUGUACGUGACAGAUGGCGCCCGUGACUUCACGACAAGAGACGGUCGACCAUCUGGGGCGACCAAGCCAGCUGCAACCUGAACUUUGGGUCAGCUCGACAGUGUAUUGUGUUGAUAGUCUUCAAAGUGCAAAAUCUCUUAACUUAUAUAUAUAUAUAUUUUUAUCUAUGUGGACUGACAUCAGCAUUGAAGCUAUAUUUCAAUCGUCUUUGUAUAUAAUGAUAGGAAUGUGCAAUCUGAUUUUCCUUUUACAUUAUAACUAAUAUAAUUCUUGUGUCAAUCUUCAUUUCAAAGUGAUUUAAGAUUUUUUCAAGAAAACAUUUCAAUGAUAGUUUAUAUAUACAUGUAUAUUAUAAUAAUGUCUGAUAUCCGUCUGUUCUGCAUGGUAUAUGCAGUUUUAUCUAUUUCAUGUUGCGUAAUCAACAUAACACAGGGGUGAAAUUACAUGAAUUUCUAAAAACAACAUGCAGAUAUAGGUUGUUUCUUCUUCAUGCUAAAAUAGGUCACUCUCGAUGUGGCUCAUACUACACAACGCCAAAUCACAUCACCACAUAGAUUCACGUAUUCCUCAUCAUGCCUUUUACGCUCAUCACAUAACCACAAAACUUCGAGUAGGACUGGAAGGCUUGGCAGCUGAUCAAACAACCCAGGCUGAGAAUGAUUUGUUAUUUCCACGCCAUUCACGCACACAUUUUCAAAUCGAAGCGUUUCACAUGUCAAGGCCAUAUUCCAUACAGUUUAUAAUUACAUUCCCCAUACUCUCAUAAUCACCUUCGUAAGGAUAUAGAAGUCCCUAUUGUGGUUUACAUUUUACAUGAAUAUUCAUUUCGUCUUUAUACAUAGUCCAUAUAUACCGUUUGGACAAUUGACUAACCGCAGUGACGCUACGGCACCGUGUCUCCCAAGCCAAUGUCUCACGCCCACGCCAGGUUGAAAUAGCCUCAACUGUUGCCAAACAUACCAGCGGAAGUAUAGAAAUAGCAAGGCUGAAAACUCCGUCCAGGUGUGCUAGUACCGAUGAGUCAGGUGCGCGGAACCGCAUGCGGAAGUGAGCGCUGAUGCGAGAGAUGACUCGCACUUCGAGUACUGGAUCUCGUCCUCCACGCGAAGGGAGAGACAGUACGACUUUUUUCCCCCUAUCGAAUGCUUUACUUUUACUCUGUGGAGGAUAGUUAAGAAGAAAAAAGGGUAUCUAGACUGACUAGGUGUUUAUAGGCGCCGUCGGUAGCCAGUAUGUCAUUCAUUUUAGCAUUUCCUGUGUAGACAUAUGGAAGCAGGCGGAGGUGGUUCCCAUACGUGUGGUACGCACUCGGGUGUGGAAUUUCUCAGCUGUUCUCGUGGAUAUGCUUCUUUUGGUGCGGGUUCUACAAGGGUUCCACUGCUGUAGGUUGGAUGAGAAGUGGUGUUCUGUUUUUUUCCCGCUAUUUCUUCGUUUUUUUUGGCGAUAAUGCUUGCAAGAAAAUCAAACUAAUGUUGAGUAAUAUACCAUUACUGAACUGCUGGGCUAAACCAAACCAAAAUUGAAUUAAAUACAAAAAAGUGGGCGUCACUCAUAAGCGCUUUGCAUGGUCUUCAAACUGCACUUACGCAUGUGAGUUUUAAAGACUUGAUGAGAAUCGUGAGUUAAUAAGAUAUGUAACGGAGCGGAGCCAUGUCGACGCCGACGCCAUAUGGUCCUCGCGGCCCGCUUGGCCACCGACGGUUCCCAGUCCCCGCUCGCGCUCCCCGCAGUCUCUCAUCUUUUAAUUUCCAUCUUGCGUUUCGUCGGAAAUAGCUUAUAAGAGGCUCUGAACCGACGCUAUCAAUUCCAGGCAUCGGCGGCUUCCCGAACCCCACGAGGCGUUCGAGCGAAAUGUUGACGCGGAUUCGAUUCGGUCGAGCGCGAGCGGCGGCGGCCCACUCGCCAAUUUCUCGCGCCCGCAUUUCUUUGCCUGCUGAUGAAACGCUCCUAAUCCCAAAGGCAACGAAUCGACGGCACACAAAGCAACUCCAAGCUCCUUUCGCGGCCAAGCUCACGCUCUGAGCAUUUAGCUUGAUGCUGACGGUUUCCCAGGCGCGCUGACGUGCUUCGUUCAACUCUCCCGCGAUUCUUUUACUUUUAACGGGACAAUGUCCGCGUGCACUGUAGUGUGUAUUAUAGUGUGUAUCAUAAGAUUAGACGCCUUACAGUUGCACAGAUGCACUGUUCACAGGUGCUGUUGCAGUCGCAGUUAUCGUGACGCAUUAUCACGGGGGUCACUUCUAUCCAACCGUCUUCCAUUUUCUUCUCUAUCUGACAUGUAUCAUCUUAUUUUCCUCCGAUUCUGUGCUCUAAAGUUUCCGUAAAAAUAUUGCCCCUUCUUCUCCCCCAGGGGUCUCCCUCCCCCUCCUCCCUCCUGCCGCCCGCCCGCCCCUCGCCCGGGCAGGCCAAGGGCCCUCACUGCCGAAUUACCGCGCCAGGUAGUGCGGCAGUGAACUUCAUUCCGAGGGGGUCAGUGCCAGGUGAAGCCGCUUCCCCCUCAACGGGACGCGGGAAGCGGCUCUCAGUUUCUGGAAGCUUCUCGUCAUGCGGCAGUCGAAGUCACACGACCGGCGGCGCAGUCAUCGUCGCCGCCCUCGCAACUGCCGCCUCAGUCACCAUCAUGGUGAUCGGCGUGGCACUGCAGGCGCCCUCCAUCCGGUCACGUGGCAUAGCGCUGGCGAGGCACCCGUGUGUCACCAUCGUCAUCAAACAGCAGUCAUCAUCACGGUCACAUCAUCGUCAUCACAACAUAGGCCUCACAUCUCACCACUCUGAGCCACAUAAAGUAGGACUGACCUAAUAUUCGCCGUCACGCUCGAUCACGAUAAGCGAAAACAACAAUAACAAAUCAUUUUCCCAGCACGAGGUUUAGCCCCCGUCAUCCUCCUCCCUCCCUCCCUCCAUCUCUCCAUCUCUCCAUCUCCUAUUCACUCACCCUGUACCCACACACCCCGCUUCCUACCUCUUUCUGUACCCAAUCUCCCUCUCU